Tripterygium wilfordii is the source of this 1852-nucleotide messenger RNA. RefSeq names its product phospho-2-dehydro-3-deoxyheptonate aldolase 2, chloroplastic-like. Gene Ontology annotation, biological process: aromatic amino acid biosynthetic process. Bases 40 to 1602 code for a protein of 520 amino acids. The record is from RefSeq and is a predicted model, not a curated record. Gene Ontology annotation, molecular function: 3-deoxy-7-phosphoheptulonate synthase activity. Lineage: Eukaryota; Viridiplantae; Streptophyta; Magnoliopsida; Celastrales; Celastraceae. The transcript is spliced from 5 exons.
CUAAGCUUUCCAUCCUCACAUUGCCCGGACUUUGCCACGAUGUCUCUUACCACGUCCUCCUCCCUCCCCUCCAAAUCCCUCCUGUUCGACCGCCGUCACCACCACCACCACCGUCGCAGCCGCCUUUUCUUCCCUGUUUCUCCUAAACCCUCCAUCUCGGCAAUUCACUCAGCUGACCCCACCAAGCCCCAACUCUCUACCACCCCAUCGCUCCCCACCACAUGGACUCUCGAUAGUUGGAAAUCCAAGCAAGCCCUCCAGCUCCCUGAUUACCCUGACAAAGAAGCCCUGGAAUCUGUUCUUCAGACGCUCUCCACCUUUCCUCCAAUCGUCUUCGCCGGCGAGGCCCGGAAACUCGAAGACAGACUCGGCCAGGCGGCUUUCGGCAACGCCUUCUUGCUUCAGGGUGGUGACUGCGCUGAAAGCUUCAAGGAAUUCAAUGCCAACAACAUUCGUGACACAUUCCGCGUGCUUCUCCAGAUGGGUGUCGUCCUUAUGUUCGGCGGACAAAUGCCUGUCAUCAAGGUGGGGAGAAUGGCUGGUCAAUUUGCAAAGCCAAGAUCUGGCUCAUUCGAGGAGAAGGAUGGGGUGAAGUUGCCUAGUUACAGAGGUGAUAAUGUGAAUGGUGAUGCGUUUGAUGCAGAAUCAAGGGUUCCAGAUCCCCAAAGAAUGAUAAGGGCCUAUACCCAGUCUGUGGCCACUUUGAAUCUUCUAAGGGCUUUUGCCACUGGAGGUUAUGCAGCCAUGCAGAGAGUUUCCCAGUGGAAUCUAGAUUUUGCAAAGAACAGUGAGCAGGGUGAUAGGUACCGUGAACUUGGUCACCGAGUUGAUGAAGCAUUGGGUUUCAUGGCUGCUGCUGGACUCGGUGUUGGCCAUCCAAUCAUGACAACAACAGAGUUCUGGACAUCUCAUGAGUGCCUUCUGUUGCCUUAUGAGCAGGCAUUCACUAGGGAGGAUUCAACUUCUGGGCUUUACUAUGAUUGCUCUGCUCACAUGCUUUGGGUUGGGGAACGCACCCGCCAACUUGAUUGUGCUCAUGUUGAGUUCUUGAGAGGGAUUUCUAAUCCCCUUGGUAUCAAGGUGAGUGACAAGAUGGAUCCUAAUGAACUAGUUAGACUCAUAGAUAUACUAAAUCCUCAGAACAAGCCCGGAAGAAUAACAGUGAUUGUAAGAAUGGGAGCUGAGAACAUGAGAGUGAAACUGCCACAUUUGAUAAGGGCAGUCCGCAGAGCAGGUCAAAUUGUUACCUGGGUUAGCGACCCCAUGCAUGGCAACACCAUCAAAGCUCCUUCUGGACUCAAAACACGUUCUUUUGAUGCGAUAAGGGCCGAGGUGAGAGCAUUCUUUGAUGUGCAUGAUCAAGAAGGUAGCUACCCUGGAGGAGUCCAUUUGGAGAUGACUGGGCAGAAUGUAACAGAAUGCUUGGGAGGCUCGCAAACUAUAACCUACGAUGAUCUGAGCUCACGGUAUCACACUCAUUGUGACCCACGGCUUAAUGCUUCUCAAUCUCUGGAGCUUGCCUUCAUUAUUGCUGAACGGUUACGGAAAAGAAGGCUUGCAUCGCGUCACCUGUCUCCAUCCGCGGGGUUCUACAACGCGUAAACUCCAAUCCCUCUGUUGAGGUUCACCUAUCUGAGCUGCUUAGCUCUUGGCAUGAUCUAGGUAAAUUAGACUCUGUAGUAGCACUAGUAUCUGAUAAAGUUCUGCAAGACCAUAAAGUUUCUAUAUUCCAGAACAGGCAAGUCUUAAUAAAUAAUCAAGCAAGUGAUGGCCUGAAACUUGCAUCUGUCUAUAUCUAGAGCUUAAUGCUCCUUAUUUAUGGUAAAUUAAAAGUUAGAUAAUUUUCUUCUAA